Molecule: messenger RNA, 1353 nt
Organism: Lolium rigidum
Lineage: Eukaryota; Viridiplantae; Streptophyta; Magnoliopsida; Poales; Poaceae
Product: disease resistance protein RGA2-like
Exons: 3
Coding region: 1-1353 (450 amino acids)
Biological process (GO): defense response to other organism
Molecular function (GO): ADP binding
Source: RefSeq, a predicted model, not a curated record
AUGUCCCAAGCCAUCGUCCAGAGGGCCUGUGCAAAGCUCAGAUCCACCAUAGGAGAUGAAGCCGUGGUGCAUUUGAACUUCACCGGUGACCUGCGGGAGAUGUUGGAUGCGCUUGAGCUCAUCCAGCCGGUGCUGGAGAAAGCCGAGAUGCAGCUGUUGUAUCGCAAUUUCUCGACGGAAUGGCUGCGGCAGGUCAGGCAAGCCGCCUACAGGAUCAUGGACAUGGUCGACGAGUUGCAAGACACGAGGGCAUCGGCUGCUGUAACGCUGCGAUGGCAAGUUUUGGACCAACGGGCAACAAUACCAUGUUUUGAAGAAACAUCUGUUAUCGGAAGGGCGUUAAAUAAACAGAGGAUACUGGCGGUGCUGCUAUCUUCUGCGAGAAAUGUCACACAUCGGCCCCUUGGCUGCAUCAUUCUACCAAUAUUCGGGUUUCCAGGCAGCGGCAAGUCAACCUUGGCACAAAUGGUUUUUAACGACGAUACCGACUCCCUCCAACAAUAUGACUUUCGUGUAUGGGUCUAUGUCUCCCCAGAACUUGACUUCCAUGAAAUAUGCGAGUCUAUACUCUGUCAGGUGAUGCCAGGAGGAGGAGAAAAAGAAGACAUCAAUGACCCAUGUUCUAGUUCACAUGUGGAGGGAAUGUCAAUGGCAUAUGUAAUGAAGUGCCUUAAGGAGCUACUUAAUGGUAAGAAGGUGCUUCUUGUUCUGGAUGACCUGUGGGAGGAGGAUCCCAUUCAAUUGCAGCUGUUGAUGUCCAUGUUAACCUUCUUGGGUGACAAGGUGGAUGUCAUAGUGACCACAAGCAAUGAAGCCAUCGCGAGGAAAAUCUGUACUGUUGAGCCACACAGGCUAAAUCCCUUGGCCGACGAUGCGUGCUGGAAAAUAAUCAAUAAACCAGUCCGUUUCGAAGUACAAGAAGAGUUGAAGAACAUACGGCUGGAGAUCGCAAACAAGUGCUGGGGUUUACCAUCAGUGGCUCGAGCAUUUGCGGAUAUUCUAGAUUCGCGAGAUCGUAGAAGGUGGAUAUGGAUCAGGGAAAGAGAUGCCUGGAAGUACACCUGGAAAGGCUGGGAUUACUUUUUCAGCGAUACUUUGGAAUCUAACUUUCUGAUUUCAACUUUGGAGUUAAGCUACAUGAGUAUGCCAUCAAACUUGCGGCUCUGCUUUGCUUAUUUUGCCAUCUUCCCAAUUGGCCACAAUAUAGACAAAGAUGACCUGAUUUAUCAAUGGAUCGCUCUCCAUCUCAUUGAGCCAUCUGAAAGAUUGUCUGCCACACAGAUUGCGGAGGCGUAUAUUGCCAGGCUAUUGGACAUGUCAUUCCUUCAGGCUACAGAGUCAGACCCCGAAUAA